Messenger RNA from Drosophila bipectinata, 1675 nucleotides. RefSeq names its product protoporphyrinogen oxidase (gene Ppox). Lineage: Eukaryota; Metazoa; Arthropoda; Insecta; Diptera; Drosophilidae. Gene Ontology annotation, molecular function: protoporphyrinogen oxidase activity, oxygen as acceptor. Gene Ontology annotation, biological process: porphyrin-containing compound biosynthetic process. The record is from RefSeq and is a predicted model, not a curated record.
UUAAAAUAUCGGUACCGUGACCUGGCAACCCUGCCCGACGUAACCGGCAUUGAGAUUUCAGUUUCUAUUAAUAAUAUUAAAUUGAUAAUACACUAAUACUCCAUAUUAGGAAAUCAGGUGAUAACCGUUUAAAGGACCAUGACGACGGCUGUGCUGGGCGGCGGACUAAGCGGCCUCUCCGCCGGGUACUAUCUACUGCGCCGGUUUGGAAAGCCGCUAACCAUCUACGAAGCGGCUCCCCGAGUUGGAGGAUGGGUGAGGACCGAGAGUCGCAAAGAUCGGGGCUUUAUCUUUGAAAGCGGGCCACGUACAAUUCGACCGGUUGGUAUCCCUGGAGCCAAUACGUUGGAGCUAGUAGAGGAGCUGCAGUUGGAAGUAAAGCCUAUUACCCGCAGUCAUGUGGCAGCCCGGAACCGAAUGCUUUACGCAAAAGGCCAACUUUGCCUGUUACCCAACAGCCCAAAGGGUCUCUUCGGUGUCAAGCCGCCCUUCACAAAGCCUCUGUACAAGGCGAUACUACGGGACCUAGUCGCCGGGAGAACGCCGACCAAGCUAGAAGACGAAUCCAUAUACAGCUUCGCGGAACGUCGGUUCGGUAAAGAGAUUGCAGACUACGCUAUCAGUCCAAUGAUCUGUGGAAUCUGCGCCGGUGACGCUCGCGAAAUCAGCGUAAAAUUUUUAAUGGAAGGGCUCUUUGAGAAGGAACAGAAGUAUGGCGGUGUCCUGAAGGGAUCCCUUAUUUCACGGUUUAAGGGUAAGAUAGAUGAAGGAAAGGAAGGCCUCUUUGCCCAGGGUCAGCCGAAGCUUUACUCCCAGGCGCUGCAGGAAAAAUGGGCCAUGUAUGGACUUACUGGAGGGUUGGAGACACUGCCCCGUGCAAUGAGGAAGUACCUUGGGGAGAGGGAUGUCAACGUGCAGUUAAGUAACGAGUGCAAGAAUUUGACCUUCGGAGACUCUGGUGUUCGGAUGACAGUUAAGGACGCAGAUGUACCUGUGGAUCACAUCGUCUGUUCCUUACCCGCCCACAAAUUGGCCCCAUUGGUUAAGCUGCAACACCCUUCACUUUCCGCCCAACUACUGGAAAUUCCUUACGUGGAUGUGGUGGUAGUAAACAUUCAAUACCAAGGACAACUUCUCAAACAAGAUGGUUUCGGCUUGCUGGUUCCCCCCGUAGAGAAACUCCCCAUUCUAGGAGUCAUUUUUGAUAGCUGCUGCUUCGACAUGGAAGGUAACACAGUGCUUACGGUCAUGAUGGGCGGCCACUGGUUCGAUAAGUGGUUUGGCGAUCGCCCCAGUCAGAAGCAAAUUCUGGAUCUGGCCACUCACCAUGUGAAAAAGAUUUUGGAAAUUCGCGAGGAUCCCAAGUUCAGCCGUGUUCACACGCUCCACAAGUGCAUACCACAGUAUACCGUUGGCCACAAACGUCGAGUGGACAAUAUCCGAAAGUACCUUAAGACUUAUAAACUGCCGCUUUCCCUCUGCGGAGCCGCGUACGACGGAGUAGGAAUCAACGAUGUCAUUCUGUCUGCCCGACGUCAGGUGGAAGCACUGCAGCUGGCCUAGUGAAAACCAUUCCCUGAAACUAUCCCUGUAUUUCCGUAUAUUUCAUUGGUGAUUUUGUUAUAUUUGUGUAAGAUGGAUUUGUGUAUAGUAAAGUCUUUCCUUUGUACAUAGA